Messenger RNA from Achroia grisella, 1490 nucleotides. It is a transcript of the gene Pp4-19C, whose product is annotated as serine/threonine-protein phosphatase 4 catalytic subunit. The record is from RefSeq and is a predicted model, not a curated record. Gene Ontology annotation, molecular function: protein serine/threonine phosphatase activity. Bases 184 to 1107 code for a protein of 307 amino acids. Lineage: Eukaryota; Metazoa; Arthropoda; Insecta; Lepidoptera; Pyralidae. Gene Ontology annotation, cellular component: nucleus; cytoplasm. The transcript is spliced from 7 exons. Gene Ontology annotation, biological process: double-strand break repair via homologous recombination; peptidyl-serine dephosphorylation.
AACCAAAGAUAAAGAAACGCCAAAUAAAUAAAAAAAAUGUUCUUGUGUAAUGGCGGAUUGAUUUUGGUUAUUUUGUAAUGUGAUUUUUGUCCAAAGAAUUUAGUUUGCUGAUACAGUUGAUAUUAUUAGUUAGUAAAAAUAUAUAAACUCAUAAUACUUUAGCCCUACUAUUAGUUUCCAAAAAUGUCAGAUACCAGUGACUUGGAUCGUCAGAUAGAACAGCUGAAAAGAUGCGAAAUAAUAAUGGAAGCUGAGGUUAAGGCGCUCUGUGCCAAAGCUCGUGAGAUUUUGGUUGAAGAAAGUAAUGUACAACGCGUUGACUCUCCUGUUACGGUGUGUGGAGAUAUACAUGGCCAAUUCUAUGAUCUGAAAGAAUUAUUCAAAGUGGGUGGUGAUGUGCCCGAGACCAACUAUUUAUUUAUGGGCGACUUUGUAGACAGAGGAUUCUAUUCUGUAGAGACAUUUUUAUUAUUAUUAGCAUUGAAGGUUCGCUACCCAGAUCGGAUCACAUUAAUACGUGGCAAUCAUGAGUCCCGGCAGAUCACACAAGUAUAUGGAUUCUAUGAUGAAUGUCUCAGGAAAUAUGGCUCAAUCACUGUUUGGAGAUACUGUACAGAGAUAUUCGACUAUCUAUCUCUCUCUGCAAUCAUUGAUGGGCGGAUAUUCUGCGUGCAUGGUGGUCUAAGUCCAUCCAUACAGACCCUUGAUCAAAUCCGCACUAUCGAUCGUAAGCAGGAGGUGCCUCAUGAUGGACCCAUGUGUGAUUUAUUAUGGAGUGACCCAGAAGACACACAAGGUUGGGGUGUGUCUCCCCGAGGGGCUGGCUAUCUUUUCGGCUCUGAUGUGGUGGCGCAAUUUAACGUGUCCAAUGAUAUCGACAUGAUUUGUCGUGCUCACCAGCUAGUGAUGGAAGGGUACAAAUGGCACUUUAAUGAGACCGUCCUCACUGUAUGGUCUGCACCUAACUACUGUUACAGAUGCGGCAACGUAGCUGCAAUAUUAGAAUUAAACGAAAAUCUACAACGCGAGUUUACGAUAUUCGAAGCGGCGCCGCAGGAGUCCCGAGGUGUUCCCUCCAAGAAGCCGCAAGCUGACUACUUCUUAUAAUGUUCCAUGAUAGACUAUUGAGAAAUUCGACAUGCAUCUAGUAUUACGUAUUUUAUUAGUAGUGACAAAACAUUUCAAUGUGGAAAUAUUUUAAUGUGAUUUUAAGACUGGUAAUUGUAAUGAAUGUGUUGAAAUUUGGUUUUUACAAAGAACAUUUGGUGUGUGUGUUGCUUAACCGUUUCAUUGUACCAAUAGUGUUCAGAUAAAUGGGGUCUCGUGUUUAUGAAGUGCAACUCUGUUUAGUAUGAAAAAAUGUUACGUAACUGAAAUGUUUACUACCCCAUAGUUCAUAAAGUGUAUUUAUUUUAAUAUAGUGUAGUUCAAACAAACUGUUCAUUUCAUUGUGCAUAGGUCUGUCGUUUACCAACAUUAUUGUAAGGGGA